Messenger RNA from Spirometra erinaceieuropaei, 5094 nucleotides. Lineage: Eukaryota; Metazoa; Platyhelminthes; Cestoda; Diphyllobothriidea; Diphyllobothriidae. The record is from the annotation of a GenBank genome assembly.
AUGAAAAGCACAAAGCCAGAACCGCUGGAUCCCUCAGCACUGCAUGAAAGGUAGGUUAUCACUCAUUGACGCCGAAUUGGGCUAGGAUACUGUCUGUUCUCUCCUCGCACACCGAUCCUGUAACCCAGAAGACCUUUGAGGAUGAACUUUCUGAUAUAACUCUCACGCAAAUGCUUCCCGUCCUCAAUCGAAUGCAGAAAGAGGGUCAAGUAGAGGUGAUGGUAAAUCCAGACAGAACCCUCUCCUGGCGACUACGAGAAAUCGACAACAUGGAGUAGGCCGUCAGUUUUCUUAUCUUAAAAAUUAAUGGCAGCAAGUUGAAGUCCCUGACAGACAUCGAGGAGUGUCUGGUGUACAACUGCAUUCGCAAGAAUGGCAACGAGGGAGCUGCACUGAAGGUGAUUUCGCAAGACACAAAGUUGCCGCAGAACCGGUUGCCGCGCAUCCUGAAGGCUCUCGUGGGCAAGAAGCUAAUUAAAGAACUGCCAAUCUUGUCCGGCAACAAGCAAAAGAUAUACCUUUUGGCGGAACUGGAACCUAGCCGUGCGUUGGCUGCAAAUACCCUUUUCGCCGGCGAAACUGGUGUGGAUGGAGAGUUUGUGGCGAUGUUGCGAACAGCCUGCCUAAAGUAUAUUCAGGACAAGGUGAGCAGAACUGUCGUUUAAAAAAACAUUUCUAGCGAACGUUGCGUUUUGUCGUUUUAUGGGUGAGUAAUUUAACGUCAAAUGGAAGUCCUUAACAGAAAACUAGUAAAUUAUGGACGCACGUUGAAUCUGUGUAUUUUGAGGGGUCAACGCGUGUACGCAUAAAUGGGAUACUCAUAAUUCCCCAGUGAUCAGUCAUUUAAUAGUAAAACGGUUAAUAUUUAAAUCCGCUGGCUUUAUCAGACCGUAUAUAUCUCCGAGGUCUCUGGACCCUAUCCGCGUACCUCUUUACACGUUGAGCAGCCGGACUCAAACCUAUCCUGCAUAAUAAGUGCCUUUUCUUAAAUUAAUGUUUUUAAUUUGCAUUUUUCAAGUGCAUCCCUCCCUCUUUUUUGGCGUUUUUCGUUUUCGUCGUUGAAACUUUCUAAUUUCAGCUACUGAAGUACGUUGCUCUACGCUACACUCCCGUUACAGUUCGGCAAGAAACCAACAAGAGUACCGAACCUACAUAGAUAUUAUCUCCUUGAAUGCUCCGCGUUCUUUCAGCCACUUCGUCCCCGCCUCAUUCUCGUCUAGAUUGGCCAAAUAGACUUGUGGAUGCACCACAAAUUACAGCCUUCUAAAUGUCCACUCUUCGGUGACAUUUAAUAGAGCAAUAGGUGCAUGGAGGCGGGGCGUACGAUCGUGACAACCCCAGCAACGCGUUUCAUAAUCCCCAACAUGCUGAAGCUGACAAUGCCUUCCAGAAGCUGGAGGUUUUUAAGCCUCAGAUCUCUUGUAGUUUUGACUCUGUGGCAAGUUCUUGUUGGGUGUACUCUAGUGCAUUAGAGGCAUGUCGUAGACAGCGAAAAAUACCGAUUCUUUGGGAAGUGUUUGCAGUUUUUGCAUACAUUAUGAAAGACCGAGUGUUUUUUCCUAGAUGCUUUGGCAGAUUUUGAAUAAUUCAUAUUGACUCAACUGGGAAAAACUCGGCGCCUCCGUGGGAUUCGAACCCACGACAUUGAGGUGAAGGCUUCAGUACAGCACGAGCUUCUGUGAAGCGUUUUUGUGCAGGAGUUACACGAACUUGACACGCUCUGCCUCCUCGCAAGAAUGUUUUAAAUAAUCAACACCCCGACUCCAAAACAGCUUGAUAGUGAUGGUAUGCACAAGACUAGAGUUAUUACACAGUCCUAGCGAAGACCAAAACAUCCUAUUACGUGCCCAGCCGUCUAACUAUCGCCUGCUGCUAUACGUUUUAAGCAUCGCGUUUGUAUUAGUAUAACUUUUAAGUUACCUCCGAGUCUAUUGUUACCACAGGCUGAUGCGGCGUCGCACGUUCUGGAUCCUUUGAUUAGCAGAAAUUCCUCCUACGCAUCCGUUGAAGAGAUCCACCGUUUCAUCACAAAUGCGAAACUCUGCACGGUGAGUUGGUUGUUAUCGGCUGUGGAUCGCUUAACUAUGUAGAUCUGACCUUACCCAAACCCAGCUACUCUAAAUAGUGAGUAGACGUUUAUUUUCAAGUAAAUUGGCUGGCACGUUUUUCAAAUGUGCUGACAGCUACCGUUAGUACUGGUUGGACCGACUGCAAUGUCCGCAGGACCAGAUAGUAGUACGACUGAUACUCUGUGAUCAAGCGAUAAUUAGCAAUCAGUCUUUGUCACGUUGAUGUUUUACUUAUCAGUUGUGACGACUAAGCGGUUCAACUACGGUUCGUGCUGGAACAAUCCGAGGCAAAGACCUUUCACAAAACUGCUGCGAGGCGCUUCGGACUGUAUUCAAAGUGCAUUUUGUCCGUCAACGUUGAAAUGUUGUCUUCAGGCAUAAUUUGUCAAACACUUCAAACUGCAUCAUUUCAGCAGCUUCGGAAACCACGUUUAGCAUCUGUGAAGCACGAUAGGUCUGUCUAUAGCCGAAUAUAUUGCUCUGCGUUUUCUGUUGAAUCUCGUGACUAAAGUGCAGACAUUUCUAGGAACCAUAGAACACGCUGCGCGCCAAUUAAAUGGAAUUUUUUAUUGACGCUCGUCAUUAUCUUCCCAGAAACUGCGAUAUCUAGCCAGAUGAAAAAGCUGGCCUCAUCGAGUCUUCUAAUUUAACUGGAGAGGGACUGCAGGACGUGUCCUGCGGUUUGAAACCUUUGUGUAAUGCUCUGAUCUUUGCAGAAUUCACUGGCAACCUCGGAUUUAGGGCUUCGGGGACUUUGGAAUCAUGAGCGGAUUUCGCAUCCUCGAAGGAGGUUCUCACCGCCGAAAUACUUAUCGUCUGUUACGAAGGCAUUCCACCCCGACUAAGCUCAAUACUGGUUCUAGAGUGCUAUGGUCAAAAGCGCAUUUGUUGUCUAGCUCAAGAGAGUAAUUUGCAGGAAAACUGGAAUUUUAAUCCCCCUCAUGUUCCCGUCAGUUGACGGUAUAACAUGACUAACUCGAGGAGCCACAAUGAGUGUCGUCAACGUUCAGUAACUCUGACAUGGUGCAUCUGUAAAUGAACUCGAACUUUUUAGUAGAAUUAAGGUGUUAGUCAGUCAUCUACUGAAAACACUCUUUGAUUCGGGUUUGGCCACAUUCGUGGAUCUGCCCAACCUGCAUUAGUGCAUGGAGGUGUGAACACAUCCCAAGAGACCGGUUCGCAAACAUCUUCGUGAUGAUGUUGAGCUAGUUGAUAUUUCCCUUAUCCCGGUGUUUCGAUUUUGUCCUCGCUUUAGAGGAUGGCCUAGAGCGCCAUUCAUUCUGACCUGUGGGACACCAGGUUGGGAGAAGAGGGAGUUAAUUUGUAAAUCAUUUCUCCGUCUCGCUUGGAAACUUUUUUUCCACCGAGACGUAUAUUUACUAAGAAAUUUGCGAAUUUAGCCUCGAGUGCGAACUGCCGCUUAUCGUAGACAUAUUCAAAUGUGCUAGAUCCCAACUGUUGAGAUUUUCUUAUCUGUGGCAUUCAAUUGAAUUCUGUGUACUUUCUCUGCCAUCUUCCAUUUUCAAUUCAGAGCCUUACUCCCUGCCAGCCGUCGAAUAAGCUCUGGGGCCUUUGUCUGUAGUGGUAUACUUUUGGUUGUUAACUGUUGCUUAUGUUAGUGCCUUUGCCACCCCUGCGGGUCUUUUUGUACCACGCCGGUUCUCUACCGUCUCCCAUUCAGGUGCCCCUGAAUGAGUCCGACGUGAAGACCAUCCUCGACGCCCUGAUGUUUGGAGGGGAACUGGAGAUGCGUCGGUCUGGCGGCCGAACCGACCUAGACGCACCUGACACCUCGGACGUUUCGUCGGCCAUGUACCGCAUCGCUCCUCGGACACCGAGCCUCGCACUCCUGGCGCGCGUCCCCUGCACCAUCUGUCCGGUAAAUUUUUCGUUAGCCGAAGGCGCAUAAACUCACCUCUCCAUUGGCUAUCGCCGAGAUGUUUUAAGUUGCCACCCUGUCUUCGGAGUUCAGUGCGUGAAGAAGAGUCGCCUGUUGCCGCGUCACCUCUGCAGUCCACAGUGGCCUCUCAGUCCAGCGGGUUUCUGUGGUCUGGCUACCUCACAAGGACACAGCACUUGUGCUGCUCAUCAACCAGGCCUUUAUUCUGUUCCGCCUUAUGCCCAAUUUUUUUAACUAUUAGUGGUAAUGGUAUUUGACCUCAGCCACUCCAGAUACGAUACUUCGCGUCGUUUGCGAUUCUUCGCUAAACGCCUUUGUAAGGUCACCGUAGUUGACUCACAGGGCUGAAGUAUUGAUGCAGCUGAUACGCAACCAAGUACGUUAUCUCCACUUGUUGCUGUCUGUAAUGGUAGAUCAGAGUACGAGUCCAGAAUGUCGGGCCCCUGGCAUUGGACGUUGCCUAUGUAUUGACAAGAAUUCGGUUGGCCGAAUAUCCGUUGCAUCCCGCUCCUUGGGAUCUACCGGAUUUAGCAAGUGGGCAGUCUUCGCCUCGUUUAUUUGCAUCAAUCUUUUUGCACUCUUGACUACGAUUCUUUCCUUUCCAAACUAUUCGACUAAUGCCUCUGCAUACACACUAUUCGCUGUCUCAGUAUGGAAUUCUCAGCUUUAAAGGAAAACAAUUUCCCUUCUAAGUGUGAGCACUUGCUGCAGAAUCUGUCGAGAACUUCCUUUUGUGGUAGGUGGAAUUUAAAACUCGGAAAGUUGCACGGAACUACCUUUGGAGGCAACAAAUUUCACGUAGAUUCCUCCCUUUCAGUAAUUGAUAUGGUGGCAUUGUCUUACUACGACACCCUUUGUCAGUUUAUAAACCAUUCAAAGUCCUGCGUACAGGACUGCCCAGAAUAUGUUUUUGGUUAGGGAUUCUUCCGGAGACGUUCCACAUGCUGACAAUUUAAACAGCUAGGAUUGGAGACAAGGACGCAUUUAAAGCAGACGAUUUAAACAGUCUGAACUAUUUACGUAUGGUCUCUUUUCCUCCUAUUUCAGAGCCGUCUGGACUGCCGACCGGGCGGUGCCAUAUCUCCGACAAACUGCGUCUAUUACAAGGCCUUUCUUGAAUUCUGA